AUUUCUUUUCUUUGCCCUCCUGCUUCUUGGCUGGCCUAGGGAUGGCUUCCUUGCUGCAGCGGCCUUGGCGGGUGCCCUCGCUGCUGUGGGCCGUCCUGCUGGUCAGCACUGCGGCCGCUUCCCAGAAUCAAGAACGGUUAUGUGCAUUUAAAGAUCCAUAUCAACAAGACCUUGGGAUAGGUGAGAGUCGAAUCUCUCAUGAAAAUGGGACAAUAUUAUGCUCAAAAGGUAGCACCUGUUAUGGCCUUUGGGAGAAGUCAAAAGGAGACAUAAAUCUGGUGAAACAAGGAUGUUGGUCUCACAUUGGAGAUCCCCAAGAAUGUCACUAUGAAGAAUGUGUAGUAACCACCACCCCUCCCUCAAUUCAGAAUGGAACAUACCGUUUCUGCUGCUGUAGCACAGACUUAUGUAAUGUCAACUUUACUGAGAAUUUUCCACCUCCUGACACAACACCACUCAGUCCACCUCAUUCAUUUAACCGAGAUGAGACAAUAAUCAUUGCUUUGGCAUCAGUCUCUGCGUUAGCUGUUUUGAUAGUUGCCUUAUGCUUUGGAUACAGGAUGCUGACAGGAGACCAUAAACAAGGUCUUCACAGUAUGAACAUGAUGGAGGCAGCAGCAUCAGAGCCCUCUCUUGACCUAGAUAACCUGAAACUGUUGGAGCUGAUUGGCCGGGGUCGCUAUGGAGCAGUGUAUAAAGGUUCCUUGGAUGAGCGUCCAGUUGCUGUAAAAGUGUUUUCCUUUGCAAACCGUCAAAACUUUAUCAAUGAGAAGAACAUUUACAGAGUGCCUUUGAUGGAACAUGACAACAUUGCUCGCUUUAUAGUUGGAGAUGAGAGAGUCACUGCUGAUGGACGCAUGGAGUAUUUGCUUGUGAUGGAGUAUUAUCCCAAUGGAUCCCUGUGCAAGUAUUUGAGUCUCCAUACAAGUGACUGGGUAAGCUCCUGCCGUCUGGCUCAUUCUGUGACCAGAGGACUGGCUUAUCUUCACACAGAAUUACCACGAGGAGAUCAUUACAAACCUGCCAUUUCCCAUCGAGAUUUAAACAGCAGAAAUGUACUGGUGAAAAAUGAUGGAACCUGUGUUAUUAGUGACUUUGGGCUGUCCAUGAGGCUGACUGGAAAUAGACUUGUGCGCCCAGGCGAAGAAGAUAAUGCAGCCAUAAGUGAGGUUGGCACAAUCAGAUAUAUGGCACCAGAAGUGCUAGAAGGAGCUGUGAACCUAAGGGACUGUGAAUCAGCUUUGAAACAAGUAGACAUGUAUGCACUUGGACUAAUCUAUUGGGAGAUAUUUAUGAGAUGCACAGACCUCUUCCCAGGUGAAUCUGUACCAGAAUACCAGAUGGCUUUUCAGACAGAAGUUGGAAACCACCCCACUUUUGAAGAUAUGCAGGUUCUGGUGUCCAGGGAAAAACAGAGACCCAAGUUCCCAGAAGCCUGGAAAGAAAAUAGCCUGGCAGUGAGGUCACUCAAGGAGACAAUCGAAGACUGUUGGGACCAAGAUGCAGAGGCUCGGCUUACUGCCCAGUGUGCUGAGGAGAGGAUGGCUGAACUUAUGAUGAUAUGGGAAAGAAACAAAUCUGUGAGCCCAACAGUCAAUCCAAUGUCUACUGCUAUGCAGAACGAGCGCAACCUGUCACAUAAUAGGCGUGUGCCAAAGAUUGGCCCUUAUCCAGAUUAUUCUUCUUCCUCAUACAUUGAAGACUCUAUCCAUCACACUGACAGCAUUGUGAAGAAUAUUUCCUCUGAGCAUUCGAUGUCCAGCACACCUUUGACUAUAGGGGAGAAGAACCGAAACUCAAUUAACUAUGAACGACAGCAAGCACAAGCUCGAAUCCCCAGCCCUGAAACAAGCGUCACCAGCCUGUCUACCAACACAACCACAAACACCACUGGCCUCACUCCAAGCACUGGCAUGACCACUAUAUCUGAGAUGCCAUACUCAGAUGAAACAAAUCUGCCUGCCACAAAUGUCGCACAGCCGAUUGGGCCAACCCCUGUCUGCUUACAGCUGACAGAGGAAGACUUGGAGACCAACAAGCUAGACCCAAAAGAAGUUGAUAAGAACCUCAAGGAAAGCUCUGAUGAGAAUCUCAUGGAACAUUCUCUUAAACAGUUCAGUGGGCCAGAUCCACUGAGCAGUACCAGUUCUAGCUUGCUUUACCCACUCAUAAAGCUUGCAGUAGAAGUGACUGGACAGCAGGACUUCACACAGGCUACAAAUGGCCAAGCAUGUUUAAUUCCUGAUGUCCCACCUGCUCAGAUUUAUCCUCUCCCCAAGCAGCAAAACCUUCCUAAGAGACCUACUAGUUUGCCUUUGAACACCAAAAAUUCAACAAAGGAGCCCCGACUGAAAUUUGGCAGCAAGCACAAAUCAAACUUGAAACAAGUAGAAACUGGAGUUGCCAAGAUGAAUACAAUCAAUGCUGCAGAACCUCAUGUGGUGACAGUCACCAUGAAUGGAGUGGCAGGUAGAAACCACAACGUUAACUCACAUGUUGCCACAACCCAGUAUGCCAAUGGAGUAGUACCAUCUGGCCAGACGGCCAACACAGUGGCACACAGGGCCCAAGAAAUGCUGCAGAGUCAGUUCACUGGUGAGGAUUCCCGGCUGAAUAUUAAUUCCAGUCCUGAUGAACAUGAACCUUUACUGAGACGAGAACAACAGGCUAGCCAUGAUGAAGGUGUCCUGGAUCGUCUUGUGGACAGGAGGGAGCGACCCCUAGAAGGUGGCCGAACUAAUUCCAAUAACAACAACAGUAAUCCAUGUUCAGAGCAAGAUGUUCUUACACAGGGUGUUCCAAGCACAGUAACGGAUCCUGGACCAUCAAAGCCCAGAAGAGCACAGAGGCCUAAUUCUCUGGAUCUUUCAGCCACAAAUAUCCUAGAUGGUAGCAGUAUACAGUUAGGUGAGUCAACACAAGAUGGCAAAUCAGGAUCAGGUGAAAAGAUCAAGAAACGUGUGAAAACUCCCUAUUCUCUUAAGCGGUGGCGCCCUUCCACCUGGGUCAUCUCCACUGAAGCACUGGACUGUGAGGUCAACAACAAUGGCAGUGACAGGGCAGUUCAUUCCAAAUCUAGCACCGCUGUUUACCUUGCAGAAGGAGGCACUGCCACAACCAUGGUGUCUAAAGAUAUAGGAAUGAACUGUCUGUGAAAUAUUUUCAAGCCUACGGAGUGAAAUUAUUUUUUGCAUCAUUUAAACAUGCAGAAGACAUUAAAAAAAACUGCUUUGUCCUCCUGUCAGCACCCCCUCCCAUCCUUGCAACAAGAACUUGCUUUAAAUAGAUUUCAGCUAUGCAGAAAAUUUUAGCUUAUGCUUCCAUAUUUUUUAAUUCUUUUUUUUUAAGUUUUGCACUUUUGUUUAGUCUCGCUAAAGUUAUAUUUGUCUGUUAUGACCACAGAAUUAUAUGUGUGUGUAUCAAAAGUGGUCUCAAAAUAUUUUUUUAAGAAAAAAAAAAGCAAAAACAAUGUAUUGCUGAUAAUCAGUUUGGACCAGUUUCUGAAGGUCAUUAAAACAAAAGCAAAUUAAGACAGGUUUAACUGCAGUGGUGUCUGGUAUCCAUGUUUUAUUUCUGGGCACAAGGUAGUUUAUAUGUUGGUAUGUACCUGAACAUAUUAUCUGUUGGACAUUCUUUUCUCUUGUGUUUUGUUUGAAUGUGCAAUAGUUUAUAGGCCACAAAUAAGCUUUCUUGUAAGCUCUCUUCCUAAUAUGACAUACAUUCUUCCAUAAUAUGAACAUUAUUCUCCCAACUCCCCACCCACCAUACUUUUGGCAGGUCAGUUCUAUGACAGUGAAUUUUGCACAGGUGAAAGCAGCUACCCGAUUUCAUGCUUUCUCUCUCCUUAUCGUGGAGAAUGCAGAAACAUUGUCUCAAAGGGCUCUAAAGAAGGAACCACCAAAACCUGAUUUGAAAUGCCAUUUUUUUAAACCUUCCAAAUCGUAAACAUUUCCUUCCAGGCAUUUUAAGAAACAUACUUGGUUCUGGUUUUGGAAGUUCAUAAGAGAGCAUAGAACAAAAUAGAGGAAAUCAAAUAUUAGCUUUUUUCCAUUUUAUUUUAUUUUUAUAUGUAUGUUCAUAUUCCAUAUUCAUCUAUUUAAGAAGUACAUUUUUAUCAAAACUUAUAGAGCUAUACUUAUAUGAAAUUUUUAAGUAGGUAGAUGGUUAAUACAAUAUAGUAUUACAGCUUUCAUUCUCUGAAUAGGCCAUCUUUGACUCAAAUAAAAUUAAAUUUCCUGUUUAAAAUAACUUCAAAAGUAAUUCAUAGUUUUGAACCUGUAAGUAUCUUUUAAAAAUUUUGUUCCCAAGCAAAACCUGGUGACUUUAACCGAAAAUGAUUCUCAUCCCAUGACCUAAAACACUGUGUAAAAAAAUCGUUCAACUGGCAUGCCAGAUCCCUGUGGAAGGAAAGGUUGCUGCCAAAUCUACCUGUUUGAGCAGACUGAGACUUACCUCUCUUUUCAAACUAGUGCGUUGCUUUGCUAAUCCUAUUUUCAUAAUUUCUCCUUUUGCCAGCUUUUCACAUGAUCUUCAAUAUGUGAUCAGCAUUUGUUAUAUACAUUAUAUUAGAGUAUGCCUUUUAGUGAUAACAUGUUAUGUAUCCUUCAAAUCAGUUUUUUUUUAAGCUCCCCCUGCUUCUUUCAUUAUUAAUAAUCUAAAACAACAAACUCUGCAUGUUUUUUUUAAGUAAAGCACUUUCUGUCAAAUAAGGGACAUCUUUUUUUGAAUAAGCACAAAUUAUUUUCUAUCAAUUUAUGAACAAUAAAGAUCUUACACUUUUUUUAAUCCGGAUUCUCAGAGUACGCAAAAGAUAUUAUCUAAUUACGUUUUGACUAAGAUUUCUCUGGAAAAUAGAAAGCUAAGAGGAAAACACAAAUCCCCAAAUUUUAGGUUUAGGUGUUUAUCUCCUAAACCAUGAUUCUCACUCAUAUUCUUCUAUCAUUUAGCUAAAGACAGCCUAAAUUUUCCAAUUUGCUGUCCAAGAUGCUUGUGACUUGUAUAUAAACCUUCUCUUCUUGGCCAUCUUAUGAAUUAGAUGUUAACAACACUUAACCAUUUAUUCAGCUGGUUUGCUGAACGUAGUUUUGAAUUCUUAGAAUUAAGAUUAUUUUACUAGUGCCCAGGAUUUCCACCUGUUAUAUUUUAUAGGGCUGUAUGGCAGGAUGUGUACUGUGCUGACAUUUUUGUAGGAAAUUCAGUCAUUAUUAUGCUCCAUCACAAAUGUGGUUUGUAUAUAAGCCAAACCAAUUAUCUUAAUGAUUUUAGAAGUUAGGCAAACAUAUGACAUGCAGACAUGUCUGUGCUGAUUGUUGCUUGAGAAAUAAUUACUAAUUCAAGACAAAAUUCAGUCCCAUAUCUGCCAUCAUGAGUCUUAAAAUCAUUUCACCUCUCUUCACUCCUAACAUUCUUAGAUUACAGAACUAAAGGUAAAGUAGAUUUUAAGGAAAAAGUGAAGGUAACUUGUGGGAAUUGAGACUUUUUCCUAAAUGAAUCCCAUGCUAGAUUUGGAGGAAUUAACUUUAACAUGAACUUUCCAGUCUCAUCAGUUCUUUGACUCCAUCUGGAAAAUUAUCUGCUUCUAGUGACUUUAGAAAACUUACUUACCAAGGGAACUAAUUGAGUAGGAUGUAGGAAGGAUACAAGGAUACUGUCCUUUUAAUAAAGGAGUCUAGUAUAGCUUCCUUACAUGUAUCCAGUUGUUCCAGAAAAUAUACGUUAGUUUCGAAUUCAUGAGAGGAAGGAAUGCUCAAGUAAGUAUGUGUUUCAAUGGGAAUAAUCACAAAAUUUGGCAAGGAUUUUUACUUAAAACAUUUCCAAAUUUGGCUUUUAAAGCCAAAUAGAAGACCAGGUGUAGGCUGGUUUCUAGCUUCUGUAAACCUCUCUCUCGAGACAUUUAAAAUGGAAAAAUAUUUCAAUUAACUUUUUUUUUUUUUAAUAUUUAUGGGCAUGAAUAUUUCACUGGUGGUAGUUUGCUCAGAACUUGAGAUUAUAUUUCUGUAUAAUAUUUUAUAAAUUUAUGUUGCCAGUUAUAUGGAAGUUAUUACAUAACUUCACAGAUUGCUUUAUCUUCCCAGCUAACUCCUUAAAGUUUACUGGCAAUUCACUCCUCAAUAAAAUUGCAUUUUAACUUUUAGAUCUGGAACUAUGCAAACUUCAGCAAAAACUACCUUACGUCAUCCCUACCAAAUGUAUUCCUUGCUUAAGUAAAUCUGGCAAGUCACUGUUGGAGCUAGUUACACAAAAGCUGUUAUCAAAAGAGGGCUGUUCCACAGGUCCCAGAUUAAAUUAAUAUACAAGAAAAUAGGAACUCACAGGGCUUUCUGCUGCACCUGGCCAGUACUUUCCUUGAAUCAUUUCAUAGUUUAUAUCUGACUUACUCUAUCCUUUGGUUACCUGACUUGCAAGUCAGGAAAGCUUUCUUCAUAUGUAUCCUGCCUCCUCAUUUUAAAUCUGUUUUUCUUACCCAAUAGAAAAGAGAGAGAGAGAGCAGUUGGUCAUCCUCUCCAGCAUUUGUUAUUCUCCAGUGUGGUUCAGGCCUCUCAAUGUCUAAGUCUCAGUUCUUCAGACAAAAUUGCUUUAGUCCUUCAGUUUUUUUCUCCUGAGUCAUAUUAUCAUGACUUAAUUUAUAUUUUAAAACACAAAAUUAUAUUUUGUUAUAUUCAAAUUAAUUGCUCUAGUUAAGUUCAGUAGUUCGAUAGAAUUGAGAAUUAAGAUAUUACCAUUUGACAGUGGAUUCAACCAUCAGACGAUCAGCAAAAUCAGCACUUAAUUUAAGUUUUGUAUUACCUAACAUUUUCUAUUAAGUUGUGGAGUUUUGUAAUUUUAUAUUCUUAUUAGUUAUAACGAAAAAGCCAUGCAUGCAGAAUUGUAUGUCAUUAUUUUGCCGUUAAAAUUUUUAAUCUGUAUUGCAGCAAGCUUAGUGUUAUUAUUGAGCCACAACGUUUUACAUAUUUCUUUGUAUCAAAUAUUAUAUCAAACACUAAAAUGCAAGAUUCACUUUCAACAGCAAGCCCUAAAAAAUCAGGUAUUACCUAUGAACAUUUUUGUAGACCACGUUUGAAAUGCUUGUAUUGCGACAUAGACUGGGCUAUAACAAUUUUAAUUUUUGAGUAAGUGACUGGUUAAAAUUUAGCAUUUAUGUAUAGAAAGAAAAAUUUAGGAAUUUAUCUCAUGGCAGAUAAAUUUGAAAUUAAAUACUUAGGAAGAAUUUAUGUUUAUAUUAAAAUUAUGCCCAAAAUAAACAUAUUGUAUCUUGAAAAUUCCAAUUCUGUUACUACUGUAAUGUUCAUAGUGUACUAUUAAAUGUCGUGAAACAUACACAUUCAAUUUUAAAACCUAAUUCGAAGUCCAGAUAUUUAAAUCUGAAUAUGAGAGAGGGAAUCUUUAGAACUAAAUCACAUCAUUAGGGCAUCCAGUUUAAACAAAUACUGUAUUUUAAACUACAACUUGACUUUUUUCAGUGUUUUAAAAGGCAACAUGUGUGAGGUUUUUUGUUUUUUUUUUCCAUUUUAUGUGUACUUUUAGAUUUUGGAAACAUUUUCAUGUUUUAAACUCACUAUAUAGACAUAAUAAUACUUAAAAACUCAGGGCCCCUUUCAUCCCUUUACACACUGAAAAAGUUUAAUAGCAAAUAAGCAAUUGAACUCAUUUGAAUAAAGUGUUUGUUGCACAGUUCAUUUAAUGUUUCAUUUUAUGAUUUGCUAUAAUUUAUACAGACAUAAUAACAGAUUUCAUUAAUCAUAAAAACUUGCCCAGUUCUAUAAUUACUUAAUAGAAAGAAUGACUCAACUAAUUGGCUACGUGUUGGAGCAAAUUUAGGCCUUAGAGUUGAAGCACCUUCUUCAAACCAUUUCUGUCCGUUGGUUAAAUGGUUAUACAUGAUGGGACAAAUUAUUUUAUUUUGUAACAUUUCUUAAUGUGAGAACUUAAUAAAGUAGUUUCUGUGAGGUAGAAUUUUCUCAAGAGGAAAUUUAAUAUUGUAAAACUUUCUUCUAAAAGUGAGCUAAUAAACUUACAGCUUUAGUAAUAGCUUCCUUUUUUUUUGAAAAGUAACUUAUGGUAAUUUACCCAGUGUAUUUAACACACUGUCACGUCCAAAUAGAAAUUUCGUUUUAAUCAAUUUCAAGCUCCAAUUUGUAUGCUGUGUACUUAAAAUCCUAGCAGUGGCGUCCUUUGUAACCAGUCUCUUGUCUCAGGCUCUCCGCCUUAUUACCAAUCCUCUUAAGUAUGUAAGGGAUAAACAUUUUCAAACAACAUUUAAUUAGUAAAAAACUAAAUUACUGAAAGAUGCAUUUCAAAGAUAGUUAGGUCCCUGUUUGACACUGAAUUGCUUGGCUUCUGUGACUUUUUUCUGGUCACAUUUAUUUAUUUGAACAGUUUUGUAUGCUUUGUCAUUUCACUUCCAUAGAGAUUAUAUUGUAUAAGUGUUUGUAUAAGCUGGAAUCAUCCCUAGUUUUCUGUUGCUAAUUUUUCCAAUGAAGAUACAUGGAUAAUUGUAAAAUACACUAACUGUUAGGGUGUUGUAGUAGCUGAAACAUGGAGAUGUGCAGCUGCCAUGCUUUUUCUGAAUGGACAGGAGAAACAUAAGCUACGGAACAUUCAUUUCUGAGGAUGCUUUUCUGGAAAAAGAAAGUCUAAAAAAUAUUGGCAAUUCCUCAGAACCCUCUUUCUUGUUAACGGGUAUCUUUUAUUGGUGUGUUUUGCUCUUACAUUACAGAUAGAAUAUCAUAUAUGGAUUUAUGAAUAAUUACUUUCAGUUAUUUUGCUUUUGUAUAAGCUGUCUGAGACCUUGCUAUGCUGUAUAAGUUGUGUUUGAUGGAUCAGUGUGAGUAUGAAAUAAAGCAAAUCACUUUUCUUUUGUAUUAUCUAUGGAUGCCACUAUGAAAGCUGACAUUAAGCCACUAAAGAGUUUUCUAUGAAUAAUUGUAAGUAAGCAAAUGCUUUGAUAUCUAUAAACCUAAAUAAAAAGAGUGUAUUGAUGGAGAGACAUUAGAGAAGGAGAUUUUAAGACAGUUCUUUAGGUUUAAAAAAGGCUUGCUGUAAAAUGGUGCAUUAUUCCAUUUAUUAAAGAUCAUAUUAAUGACAACAGUAAUUGUAUCUUUUGAUUUUAUGAGAUCACCAGAAAUUAUGAUGGCUGGUAUUAUAUUUUAAGUAUUUUGCACUAGAAUAGUAAGUGUUCUAUCUAAUAUGACUUUCAUAACUCAGUAUGAUACGUUAAAAAAAAAUCAGCUAAAGGUAGAACAAUAGUUGCUACUUCCUGGCCACCUACUAUAUGUCAGACACUGUGUUAGUUGCUCUACAUAUGUUGUUGAUAAUUCUCACAACAGUCCUACAAAAUAUAUGUUAUUGUCUCCAUUUUAUAAAUGAAGAAACUGAGGCUCAGAGAAGUUAAAUACCUUGCAUGAAGCCACAGAACUGGUAAAGAUGAGAUUCUAACCUGAAUAUGUCUAAGUUUAAUACCCAUACUUUUUCUGCUACAUCACUGUUCUAUAUAUAGGAUAUAUAUAUAUUUUUUCCAUUUUGUUUGUAGUUUUCAAGUUUUGGCAAGGGAAACUAAAAAAUAAAAAUGGUUCAGUGAUUAGGUAGAGUAGCCAGGAACAUAACAUGAAUCAAUUUGAGGGUGCUGAAAAGCUACCAGAUACCAAAACAACUACCUCUAUCGGCCUACCAUUAUGUCUGUACUUCACAUUGUCAAAGCCGGCAAUGGCCCUCUAAGCAAAAGGAGCGACACUCACAAAGCCCUAGAGGCCUGAGGGGGUAGCGAGUUUUCAGGAGGAUGGGAGGUUGAUAAGAGUAGAAUGCUAGGUUGAAGACUGAAGAUAGGUGGCCAAGAGGAACCCAGGUGACCCAGAUGGGACCGUAUCACAUCAUGUGCUAACAGUUUGGACUUAUCCCGGAAGUCAGUGAAAAAAUUUAAACAGGCGUUUCAAAACCAGGUAGUUCAGCUAAUAGUAUAAAGUAAUGGACUGGGAGCAAGGUGUCUGAGUAUAGAAACAUGGAGGUAGGAGACUGAUACGGCACUGGAGAGACAGGAUGAGAAACUGAACCCGGACGGAGUCAGUGAUGUUGGGGAAGAGGAAGCAGAUCGGGUCAGGAUUAAAAAGAAAAUCCUGGGACCCAACAAACUACUAGCUAAACUGAGCUUAGGAAAGGUAAAGAUCAAGGUUCCGGCUUGGCAAGGGAGUGAUCAUCCCUCCAAGAAGUGAAAAAUCAAGGAAUGUGCAGCUGAUGGAGGAAAUCGCCUGUAAAUGUUUUAAAAUAGAACUAUUUUGAUAUAUUCUGCUUUGUUAAUUACGUCCUAUGUUCAAAUUUUUGGUUCCGAAAAUACUAUGCAGAAACAUUUUACCUAUUAUUUCUAGAAAUGCUUCCAGAACAGAGCCUUCCCUGGAUAAGUGACACAGAAGAAGUGUCUUAGAACAACUUGUUGCACGUAGUAUUGUACUAAUACAGUUUGGAGUGGCUCUGUCCUUAACCUGUAAAAAUGAAUAGCAAGAGCAUUCUUCAGAGUCCAGUGCAACUAGAUAGUGCCCGGCUACUACCACUGACUGCUCUGACAGGGAUCACAACAGAGGGUCCCAGACAGAGCUGGA
Molecule: messenger RNA, 10589 nt
Organism: Trichechus manatus latirostris (Florida manatee)
Lineage: Eukaryota; Metazoa; Chordata; Mammalia; Sirenia; Trichechidae
Gene: BMPR2
Product: bone morphogenetic protein receptor type 2
Exons: 13
Coding region: 42-3155 (1037 amino acids)
Biological process (GO): cellular response to growth factor stimulus; blood vessel development; protein phosphorylation
Cellular component (GO): plasma membrane; signaling receptor complex
Molecular function (GO): ATP binding; transforming growth factor beta receptor activity
Source: RefSeq, a predicted model, not a curated record